AUGACAGCCACGACGGAGGUCGACGCGCGCCCGACGGACGCGGUCGAGUCGACGGCGACGGAGGGCGCGCGGCCGCUGCGCAAGUUCAAGCUGCGCGAGGUGCGCGACAUGUGCGACGGCUUCUCGUCCAAGUGCCCCGUGCUGGGCGAGGGCUCCUUCGGCAUGGUGUAUCGCGGCAGCGCGGAGCUCGACGGGCGCGCGGUCGACGUGGCGGUGAAGCGGCUCAGCGCGGAGAGCCAGCAGGGCGUCGACGAGUGGCUGGUGCGUGCCGUGCGGGGGUGUCUGCAGCAAGGUGCACCCCGCAUCCAUCCAUAUCCUCUCCUCGCACCUCUGGCUCACUCCCUCCCACCCCCCUCCCACCCCCUCGCACCCCCUUCCCCUCACCUCCCUUCCCCUCCCCAUUUUCACCCCCCUCUCUCUUCCCUUCCCCACCUCGUGCACCGCUGGGUGCCCGGCGCUGAGCAGGCGGAGGUGCUGAUACUGGAUCGGCUGCGGCAUGCGAAUCUCACCCUCUUCUCCUCCCCUCCCCAUCUUCACCCCCGCCCUCUUCCUUCCCCCCCUCGUGCUCACCUGGGCAAGCGCGCGGGGCAGGAGCCAUUCUCGUGGGAGCGGCGGGUGAGCGUGGCGUGGCAGGCGGCGGAGGCGCUGGCGUAUCUGCACGCCAAUGAUGUCAUCCACCGCGACUUCAAGCCUUCGAAUGUUCUGCUUGAUGCGGACUGGACGGCGAAGCUGAGCGACUUUGGGAUGUGCAAGGAGCAGGAGGCGGGCAAGUCGCACGUGUCCACGCGGGUCAUGGGAACUCUGGGGUACCUCGACCCUGACUACAUGGAAACAGGGCUGCUGCGCCAGAGUUCAGACGUGUACGCCUUUGGGGUAUUUCUGCUGGAGCUGAUCACGGGCAAGCGCGCGGUCUCAGACACGGGGCAGCCGCUCACCAGCUGGGUGUUCCCGCUGCUGGACCAGAAGAAGCCCGAGAUCGACCUGCUGAUUGACUCGGCGCUGGAGAGCAGCUUUGACCGCGACAGCGCGCUCAAGAUCGCCGUGAUUGCCAAGUUCUGCAUCGGGGAGGAGGAGCUGCGCCCCGAGAUGACCGCCGUCGCUGAGAGGCUCAAGAAGCUCGUCGCCUCGUGA
Closterium sp. Naga37s-1 is the source of this 1131-nucleotide messenger RNA. Lineage: Eukaryota; Viridiplantae; Streptophyta; Zygnematophyceae; Desmidiales; Closteriaceae. The record is from the annotation of a GenBank genome assembly.